Molecule: messenger RNA, 375 nt
Organism: Meloidogyne enterolobii
Lineage: Eukaryota; Metazoa; Nematoda; Chromadorea; Rhabditida; Meloidogynidae
Source: the annotation of a GenBank genome assembly
AUGAAAGCAAAUAACGAUUUUGAUAUCAUUGCAUUACUACAUUUACAAGCCUGGGAGGAAGGUGGGGCACAUGGCGGCCCACAAUUUUUGGUAUUUCAUAGAGAACUGCUUAAAGCUUUUGAAUUAUCGAUGCGAGAAGCUUCAUACAAACUUUUCCAAUCGACCGAUGUUUGUUUGGCUUAUUGGGACUCGACCUUGGAUGGACGUUUACCGACACCAAAGGAUUCAUAUUUCUUUACCGCUGAUUUCAUUGGAAGUACAAAUGCUAGUGGACAAGUGAUUGAUGGGCCUUUUUCACCUUGGGAAACAUUAAUGAAUACAGAUUAUCUUGAAAGAGCGGUAGGUGUUGGUGGCACCUGCUACAAAGAAGAAUAG